AUGGGUGACUGGAGCUUUCUAGGGCGGCUGCUUGAGAACGCUCAAGAACACUCCACUGUGAUUGGAAAGGUUUGGCUGACUGUCCUCUUCAUCUUUCGCAUCUUGGUGCUGGGUGCAGCGGCCGAGGAGGUCUGGGGGGACGAGCAGUCAGACUUCACAUGUAACACGCAACAGCCCGGUUGCGAGAACGUCUGCUAUGACGAGGCCUUCCCCAUCUCCCACAUCCGCUUCUGGGUGCUGCAGAUCAUCUUCGUCUCCACGCCCACCCUUAUCUACCUGGGCCAUGUGCUGCACAUCGUCCGCAUGGAGGAGAAGAGACGGGAGAGGGAGGAGGAGCUCAGGAAGGCCGGACGGCACCAGGAAGACCACGACCCCCUCUUUCACAACGGGGUCGGUGACGGAGGAGGAGGAGGAGGAGGCGGGAAAAAGGAGAAGCCGCCGAUUCGCGACGAGCACGGGAAGAUCCGUAUCCGCGGGGCGUUACUGAGGACCUACAUCUUCAACAUCAUCUUCAAGACUCUGUUUGAGGUGGGCUUCAUCCUGGGACAGUACUUCCUGUAUGGCUUCCACCUGAGGCCGCUCUAUAAAUGUGGCCGCUGGCCCUGCCCCAACACUGUGGACUGCUUCAUCUCCAGGCCCACGGAAAAGACGAUCUUCAUCAUCUUCAUGCUCGUGGUUGCCUGUGUCUCUCUGCUGCUCAACCUGCUCGAGAUCUACCACCUGGGCUGGAAGAAGGUCAAACAGGGGGUCACCAAUGAGUUCGUACCCGACACCGAGUCGCUGCUGCUCGGUCCGGACGAGCGAGGAGACUCGGAGACGAUUCCUGAGCAGACCGCCCCGUCGGUGCUCGACUGUCUGCCGGCGUACGCCAGUGUGACCGUGGUGGGGGCCGGAGCAGCCGGGGGAAGAGCUUACAGUCCAACAGAAGCCACCGCCCCUUUGCCCGCUGAGCUCAAGAUGGAUGGCACGGGGUUCCACCCAGACGACUACCUGUUGGAGACCCUGCCCACUUCCUUUUACGGCGGCCGUAACAAAGGGAGCGUGGGAAGCCGCGGGCAGCUGACUGCAAUGGAGCAGAACUGGAGCAACAUGGCACUGGAGCUCCGCAAUGGAAAAAACUCCACCUCCUCCUACCCUCCUACUCUUCCCUCUCCUCCCACCUCCACCUCCUCCUCUCCUCAGGAGGAGUCGACUCCCGCGCACGAGGAUCAACGCUCAAUGUUUCCCACACUUCCUCGUAAUACCCCUCUUUCCCCCCUCACGCCACAGGAGACAGCGUUGGAUGAGGAAAACACCACAGCGCCUUAUAUGGUCCCACACGACGACUUCACUGUGGUCACCAGGGCGGAGAUGCAUCAGCCUCCGUCUGCUGCGGCGACAGACAUCCGGAAGCCGAGUCGGGCCAGCAAGAACAGCAGCGUCCGAGCUCGCCCCGACGACCUGGCCGUGUAG
Messenger RNA from Seriola dumerili (greater amberjack), 1452 nucleotides. Its product is annotated as gap junction alpha-3 protein-like. Gene Ontology annotation, cellular component: connexin complex. The transcript has 3 exons. Lineage: Eukaryota; Metazoa; Chordata; Actinopteri; Carangiformes; Carangidae. Gene Ontology annotation, biological process: cell communication. The record is from RefSeq and is a predicted model, not a curated record. The coding region runs from base 1 to 1452 and encodes 483 amino acids.